This is a messenger RNA of Megalops cyprinoides (Indo-Pacific tarpon), 1872 nucleotides long. Its product is annotated as cytochrome c-type heme lyase. Gene Ontology annotation, molecular function: holocytochrome-c synthase activity. Bases 45 to 884 code for a protein of 279 amino acids. The transcript is spliced from 7 exons. NCBI's taxonomy places the organism in Eukaryota, Metazoa, Chordata, Actinopteri, Elopiformes, Megalopidae. Gene Ontology annotation, biological process: cytochrome c-heme linkage. The record is from RefSeq and is a predicted model, not a curated record. Gene Ontology annotation, cellular component: mitochondrion.
UCUGUCUCCACUUGACUUUGGAGCGUGGUGCGGAGAUUACGAGGAUGGGUGCGACGGUGUCCAGCCCCGCCGCGACAGUCUCGGCUGAAGCGGUGGCGGUUCCACACGUUGGCCUUUCUCCACCCCAGGGCUGUCCGAUGCACCAGGAACACAAACAGACGGCUCCUCCGCCAGAAUGCCCCAUGCACCAGGCAGCUCCUGCCGAGAUAAAGACUCCAUCUGCCGGCCCAACGCAUCAGGAGCGAGCCUAUGAGUUCGUGGAGUGUCCAAUGAGGGCAGCAUCUGGAGCCAACCAAGGACUUGGUGACAUUGACCCUGCAAACAUGAUGCCCCCACCAAACCAGAUGCCCGCCCCAGAUCAGCCCUUUCCAUUGGCUGUGACCAGAGAGGAGUCCAGGAUCCCACGGGCUGGGUCAGACAAGAACUGGGUCUAUCCCUCUGAGCAGAUGUUCUGGAAUGCCAUGCUACGGAAGGGGUGGCGCUGGAAGGAUGAUGACCUUGCUCCUCAGGACAUGUCCAACAUCAUUAAGAUUCACAACCAAAACAACGAGCAGGCCUGGCAGGAGAUCCUAAAAUGGGAAACUCUCCAUGCCAAGGAAUGCCCCUGCGGACCCUCGCUGGUCCGGUUUGGAGGAAAAGCUAAAGAGUACUCUCCAAGGGCCCGGUUUCGCCACUGGAUGGGGUACGAGUUGCCGUUUGACAGACACGACUGGAUUGUUGACCGAUGUGGACGGGAAGUGCGAUACGUGAUCGAUUAUUACGACGGGGGCGAGGUGGACAAGGAGACGUAUCAGUUCACCAUCCUUGACGUCCGCCCAGCGUUUGACUCUCUCGACGCGGUGUGGGAUCGCAUGAAAGUUGCGUGGUGGCGUUGGACCUCCUAAGUCCACACAAAUACUCUAGGUGAAAAAAUAAGGACUCUGUUCUCCCAUUCUGAAAUGUGAAAACCAGAAACGGGGCUUGGACAGAAAGGGUAUUGAAAAGAUCAUUGUUUUGUACAGCUGUUGUUUUUAAACAAGAAGUACACUCAUUUCAGUUUUUGAGGUGCCAUGCUUUAAUGCUAGAUCGUAGGAAAUGUAACCCAAUGUAUAGAGGUUUGUCAGCCUACCGAUGGCUUUCUGGAGGAGUAUGUGAAGAUGUGGAUUUUCUGCUUAUCUUCUCUGCUUUUAUUAUGGUGUCAUGUUUGCACUGUGUGCUCUUUAAGGAUGGCAGUGUGUGGGCAAUGGCUGUCUCCACUUUGGGGUAAAUGGUUCAUUUUAAAGGGCUAUGGUUCAAAUCAGUAUUUUACAGCGUAGCACAAUGUAUUCUUAGAUUGUCCUUCCUCCUUUGUAUUAGUUGAUAUAAAGGGAGUUCUCAGGUUAUGGUCAGUGUAUUUGUUUGAAGCAAAUGUGACCUCAGAUGACCAAGUCAAAAAGCUAAACGGCAAACCCUUGUGGAGGCUACCGACAUAAAGGCAUAACAAGGAGCACCUCCACUACUUAUUUAUUUGGUUGAUACCUAUAAUGUUAUAAUGGAAUGAUAAUGGUAAAAAUUUAAAAUAAAUUUGGCAUGUUGAAGAUCCGUUCCAUGCAAAACCUUGUUUAUUAGAUGCUGAAUUGAUUAUUUGAAACUCAUGAAUGGUUAACAAAGUGGUGUUGUUAAACACGUUUGGGCACAGAAAAAUGGUUUCAUAUUUUAAAACACUGGUUAACUUUCAGAACCAGAAAGGAUCAGUAAGAUUCUAUCCUCAGACAUGCUAUUUCUUUCCACAGCUAGGGCUCCACUAAAGUAUGUGACUGUAUGUCAUGUAGUUUGGGUUAUGUAGAGAAUGUGAAACCUCAUCUGAAUAUACCCAUCUGCUGCAGCUCCCAAUAAAAGUAAUAUUUUGUUUUA